UGGCAGGGCGGGGCAGCUCUGUGACGCCGAGGGCUGGGCCUAAAUGGCGAAACCUGUGCGACUCCGGGGGGGGUUUGAACUGGCCAAUGGGCGAGCUGCCGACGGGGUGUCGGAAAAGGAGGCGAAAGCGGGGAGGAGUCGCCGCUGGAGCUGGACUGCACUCGCCGCGGCGUCUCCAUGGCACGACCCUGGCCUCCGACUUCAACGACUUCAUAAGGAGGCGUUUCUGGGCUCAGCCCUGUCGCUCCUGGUUUCCAUCGUGUGGGAAGAACGGAGUAACAAGUCUCACGCAGAAAAAGGUCUUGAGAACACCUUGUGGAGCGCCCAGUGUAACAUUGACGAUCAAACUUUUUUAUGUUGUCCCCUGCCUGCCAGAAGCGAACCAUGAAGGACCGCUCUUCAACUCCCCCCUUACAUGUUCACGUGGAUGAGAACACUCCCGUCCACGUCCACAUAAAAAAACUCCCGAAACCAUCAGCGACCAGCAGCCAGAAAUCUCAUAAGCGCGGAAUGAAAGGGGACACCGUGAAUGUGCGGCGGAGUGUCCGGGUGAAAACCAAGGUACCUUGGAUGCCCCCUGGAAAAUCAUCUGCCCGGCAUGUGGGAUGCAAGUGGGAGAAUCCACCUCAUUGCCUGGAGAUCACUCCACCGUCUUCAGAAAAAUUGGCCUCAGUCAUGCGGUUAAGUGACCUCUCUACAGAAGAUGAUGACUCUGGUCAUUGUAAAAUGAACCGUUAUGAUAAGAAGAUUGACAGUCUAAUGAAUGCGGUUGGUUGUCUCAAAUCUGAGGUCAAGAUGCAGAAGGGUGAGCGACAGAUGGCCAAGCGAUUCCUUGAGGAGCGGAAAGAGGAGUUAGAGGAGGUGGCCCAUGAACUGGCUGAGACUGAGCAUGAGAACACAGUGCUCAGGCACAACAUCAAGCGUAUGAAGGAGGAGAAAGACUUCACCAUGCUCCAGAAGAAACACCUCCAGCAGGAGAAGGAGUGUCUCAUGUCCAAGCUGGUGGAGGCCGAAAUGGAUGGAGCUGCAGCUGCCAAGCAGGUCAUGGCCUUGAAGGACACCAUCGGGAAGCUGAAAACGGAGAAACAAAUGACUUGCACGGACAUCAACACCCUAACAAGACAGAAGGAACUCCUCCUGCAGAAGCUGAGCACAUUUGAGGAGACCAACCGCACUCUCCGAGACCUGCUAAGGGAACAGCAUAGCAAAGAGGAUUCUGAAAGGCUGAUGGAGCAACAAGGAGCACUGCUAAAACGGCUGGCAGAGGCAGACUCCGAGAAAGCGCGCCUGCUGUUACUACUGCAAGACAAGGACAAAGAGGUCGAAGAACUACUCCAGGAAAUUCAGUGUGAGAAGGCUCAAGCAAAGACAGCAUCUGAGCUUUCUAAAUCCAUGGAGUCCAUGCGUGGGCAUUUACAGGCUCAACUUCGAUGUAAAGAGGCCGAGAACAGUCGCUUAUGCAUGCAGAUCAAGAACCUGGAACGCAGUGGAAACCAGCACAAGGCAGAAGUAGAGGCCAUCAUGGAGCAGCUGAAGGAACUGAAGCAGAAGGGAGAUCGAGACAAAGAGACCUUGAAAAAGGCCAUCCGAGCCCAGAAGGAGCGAGCUGAGAAGAGUGAGGAGUAUGCUGAGCACCUGCACGUGCAGCUUGCUGACAAGGAUCUUUAUGUUGCCGAGGCUUUGUCCACUCUGGAAUCAUGGAGGAGCCGCUACAACCAAGUUGUGAAAGAUAAGGGUGACCUUGAGCUGGAAAUUAUUGUCCUAAAUGACCGGGUAACAGAUCUGGUGAAUCAACAACAGACCUUGGAGGAAAAGAUGAGGGAAGACCGGGACAGCCUCGUGGAGAGACUCCACCGUCAGACUGCUGAAUAUUCUGCAUUCAAGCUCGAAAACGAGAGGCUGAAGGCUAGCUUUGCCCCAAUGGAGGACAAACUCAGUCAGGCACAUCUGGAGGUCCAACAGCUGAAGGCAUCAGUCAAGAACUAUGAGGGAAUGAUUGACAACUAUAAGAGUCAGGUAAUGAAGACUAGAUUGGAGGCAGAUGAAGUGGCUGCCCAGCUCGAACGCUGUGACAAAGAGAACAAGAUCCUGAAGGAUGAGAUGAACAAAGAAAUUGAAGCGGCACGUCGGCAGUUCCAGUCCCAGUUGGCUGACCUGCAGCAGUUACCUGAUAUCCUCAAGAUUACAGAGGCUAAGCUAGCCGAGUGCCAAGAUCAGUUGCAGGGAUACGAGAGGAAGAACAUUGACCUCACAGCCAUCAUAUCAGACCUGCGCAGCCGGAUCGAACACCAGGGGGACAAGCUGGAGAUGGCGAGAGAGAAACAUCAGGCUUCCCAGAAGCAAAAUAAACAGCUGAGUCUGAAGGUGGAUGAACUGGAGAGGAAACUGGAAGCAACCAGUGCCCAGAACAUCGAGUUCCUCCAGGUGAUUGCCAAGAGGGAGGAGGCAAUCCACCAGUCCCAGUUGCGGCUGGAGGAGAAAACAAGAGAAUGUGGGACCCUGGCCAGACAGUUGGAGAGUGCCAUUGAAGAUGCUAGGAGGCAGGUGGAACAAACCAAGGAGCAUGCAGUCUCCAAGGAGCGAGCAUCCCAGAACAAAAUCCUGGAUCUUGAGACCCAGCUAAGCAGGACUAAAACAGAACUUAGCCAGCUGCGGCGGAGCCGUGAUGAUGCGGACCGCCGUUACCAGAGCCGGCUACAGGACUUAAAAGAUCGACUGGAGCAGUCAGAGAGCACUAAUAGAAGCAUGCAGAACUAUGUUCAGUUCCUCAAGUCGUCAUAUGCCAAUGUGUUUGGGGAUGGUCCCUUUAAUACUUACUUGACUAGCUCCCCUAUCCGAUCCCGAUCUCCUCCUCCCUGAAGUGUUCUGUCUUGGGGUGGGAGCCUUGAUUGUUGCUGUGAAACUAUGGAGUUGUCAAGCCAUAUCUG
This is a messenger RNA of Elephantulus edwardii (Cape elephant shrew), 2927 nucleotides long. RefSeq names its product outer dense fiber of sperm tails 2 (gene ODF2). The record is from RefSeq and is a predicted model, not a curated record. Lineage: Eukaryota; Metazoa; Chordata; Mammalia; Macroscelidea; Macroscelididae. The transcript is spliced from 21 exons. The coding region runs from base 355 to 2859 and encodes 834 amino acids. Gene Ontology annotation, biological process: regulation of cilium assembly. Gene Ontology annotation, cellular component: centrosome.